AUGUCCAAAGGCAGAGAUUACAGCAGCCAGUCGUACACGCUCGGAGGCAGCGCAACAGCCGUCAGAAGCUACCCGGGUAACAACGCACACUCGGCGGGCAAGUUCAGGGAGAAGGACGACAUGGUGGGACUCAAUGACAAGUUUGUAAGACUGAUUGAAAAGGUGAAAUACCAGGAGGAUGAAAACAAAAAGUUGGAAACAAAGUUGAAGAUCCUCAAAGAUCAGGAGGCAUAUCAGAGCAAGAUUGGGGCCGUGGUUAAACAACUAGAGGAGGCCCUGAACGAACAGGUUGAGAAGUUACUCACUGACCAGGCCAAACUUGAGGGUGAGCUGCUUCAUAACCAGGAGGAGGCAGAGAACAGCAAGAAGAGGUAUGAGGAGGAGUUGCUUAAGAAAGCAGAACUGGAGAAUGAAUUUAUUAUCACCAAAAAGGAUGCAGAUGAAGGUCACUUGGAAGCUGUACAUUUGGCUCUGGACUUGGAAGAUCUCAUAGGCCAACUGGAUUUCCUCAGAGUUGGCUACGAUGAGGAGAUAAAAGAGCUGGAAUCUCAAAUCCAAAAUGAGACCGUGAUUAUACGAGAGAACAGCAAGCGGUCUCUAGACAUGAAUGAGAUUGUCGAAAAUGUCAAGAGUCAGUAUGCCAACAUUGCUUCUCGGACCAGGGAGGAAGCAGAGCACUGGAACCAGAAAAAGAUGGAUGUCAUGAUUUUAAAAGUGGGCCAGCAUGAGCAAGAAGUCAGGGAUAUACGCAGGGAGAUCUCUGACAUGGGGCGCCUCAUUCAGAGGUUGAAUGGAGACCUGGAUGCUCUCAAAAGGAAGGAAGAGUCUCUGGAGAAAGACAUCAAUGACACAAUUGUUGAAGGUGACGAAAACUUGGAAAGGGCCCGCAAGGACAUCAGCCAGCUGAAGGAGGCCUUGAGGCGCACCAAGCAUGACUUGGCCUGCCAGAUCCGGGAACAACAAGAGCUGAUGGACCUCAAGCUGGCCCUGGAUAUUGAGAUCGCGACCUAUCAUAAGCUGCUGGAGGGCGAGGAGCAGAGAAUGGAUGAACUCAUGCGUAACUCAGGUGCGAAUUCCUUUGAACUGAGUUUCCAAAGUGACCAACAGUUCUGUGCAGAAGACAAACACUUUUUUUGA
Corythoichthys intestinalis (scribbled pipefish) is the source of this 1137-nucleotide messenger RNA. RefSeq names its product intermediate filament protein ON3-like. The record is from RefSeq and is a predicted model, not a curated record. The transcript is spliced from 8 exons. Lineage: Eukaryota; Metazoa; Chordata; Actinopteri; Syngnathiformes; Syngnathidae. Gene Ontology annotation, molecular function: structural constituent of skin epidermis. The coding region runs from base 1 to 1137 and encodes 378 amino acids. Gene Ontology annotation, biological process: intermediate filament organization; keratinization. Gene Ontology annotation, cellular component: keratin filament.